Suillus discolor is the source of this 582-nucleotide messenger RNA. RefSeq lists its product as uncharacterized. The record is from RefSeq and is a predicted model, not a curated record. The annotation marks the transcript as partial. Lineage: Eukaryota; Fungi; Basidiomycota; Agaricomycetes; Boletales; Suillaceae. The transcript is spliced from 3 exons.
AAUCACUACAAGAUUUAUCCAUGCCCCGAUGUGCCAGCAUGUGACAGUUUCUUCUGGACCAUGAUUUGGAUCAAGUGGCUCGAAUCAUUUCAUUAUGGGCGCACCCUCCUGCCAAAUGACUUCCUCUUUCCUGCCAUGAGUGCGAAUAGUGUUAUGCAUCCUGGACAGCCAAUAUCUCAUGAUACUGUACAAAAAUGGAUCAAUGAGUCUACUACUGGUGCUGGCAUCCAUGGUAACUUCUUGACUCACUGCUUUCAUCAGGGGGGUGCACAAUAUUGGUUCAUGUUCGCUCCAGUAGGUCAAUGGUGGACACUUGCUAAAGUUUGUUGGUGGGGUGGUGGAUGGGCUGAUGGUGAGCAUUGUGACACGCUCGUUCGCUACCUUCUCGACGAACUACAUGCAUAUGAAACCGACUAUAGUGAUGCCCUUGCCCCCAUCUCCCGUGGCACUGAUGCCUCUCUUGCUGGUGAGCAUGCACUUACUAGACCAGCAUCCACAGAAGAGCUUCGCAUGGUGCAUGCAUCUGUUGCGGCAGAUGUCAACAGCCUGCGCAAUGACAUGCGCUCCCUAACAAGUGUUGUA